AAAGUGGGGACUUCACUCUCACUGUCCGCAGCCGCGACCGUCUCUCUCUCCCCCUCGUGAAUUCACUCGUGAGACUACUUCGCGAGUGCACCUUUCGAGUUUGUCAAACUCGCGAGUGACGGACGGCAGAGUGCUGCGAGACGACAAUUCUCCCUUCGUCGAAUUCAGUGGAGCACCCUGCAACCAUGGACAAUACCAUAGAGAACUUCGCCGUUCACGCGGAUGUUAGCUGCAAUCCGAAUUACGUGCCCUCCGCUAUCGAACUCGUAGAAAGUUUAGAUGCAUUAGGUACUGCACUGCUAAGCGUCGGUUCAAUAAUCUUGGUCAUCACAAUAUACUUCACCGCUGAUGCUUGUCGCAAUAUCCUCUCCCAAAAAGACUCGGAAUUUUAUAAGACAAAUGCCGUUAUAAUCCUAUCGGUAUACCCUGUCGCAAGCGUUUGCAGUCUUAUGGCGAUUGCGAUACCAAGGGGCCAGUUACUAUCGGAGGCGGUAACUCAGAUUUUCUUAAUGAUUUCGCUGUAUCGGCUCUAUCUUCUUCUGCUGGACGUCGGUCGCCGGAAGAUCAGCGAGACGCCAAUGUUGAUGCUACGAGUCGGGCCCUGUUGCUGCUGGCCCUGUCUGCCCUUUCCGAACCUUCAAAUGACCGACACCAAUUUGUCUUGGAUAGGAAUCCUGGCUCUACAGCUUCCUAUCGCGCAGAGUCUUCUCUAUUUCGUAUUGCUCUACAUGGGAGCCGAGGAUCCAAUGCUUGCCACGCAAUACGGCGUGUUCCUUCAACCAGUCAUGGUAAUCAGCAUACUUCUAGGGAUAUACAGUUUAACUGUCACUACAAAGACUUUGCAUACAGCAGCUCCAGAGGCCAAGUUACAUUUUAAGACACUGGUAUUACAAUUGGUACUGUUGUUCUCUAAGCUGCAGUCAGGUAUUAUCAGGGCUUUGCCCGCCGCGGGUGUAUUUCCGUGCAACCCUCCCCUCACCCCGGCAAUUUACGCCAACGUGACAUACAACGCGCUGAUGCUGAUCGAGAUGAUGAUGCUCUGCUACGCUGCACGGCACGUAUAUUACGUCGAUUUGGAGAAGAUUAAAAAAACAGACGGAACGGAUAGAACGCCGAGGACACCAGGUCAGGUAGACACGAAUAGCAAUGACGGCAGCAAACAGCACCCAACGACACUAACCGCGUGAAAUUCGACGAAUCAUCAAUAACGUUAUUUAUUCCGAAGGACUUUUAUCGAGAAAUUUUUUAAAGAGGCACGUUUAAAAAAGGCACGUUUAAAAACGCACGUAACGAGAAGAACAAUAGAUAACGUAAUACUCAAGUAAAAUUUACUCGAAGUUCCAUACUUUUACUGCAGAAAACUCACUAAUUGUAAGAAUUGUAAGAUUGGCUCGUUAUACCUACAGAGAUAAAAUUACUCCGCACAUUUUAGCGAUUCGA
Wasmannia auropunctata (little fire ant) is the source of this 1440-nucleotide messenger RNA. Its product is annotated as organic solute transporter subunit alpha-like. The record is from RefSeq and is a predicted model, not a curated record. Gene Ontology annotation, molecular function: transporter activity. The transcript is spliced from 6 exons. NCBI's taxonomy places the organism in Eukaryota, Metazoa, Arthropoda, Insecta, Hymenoptera, Formicidae. Gene Ontology annotation, biological process: transport. The coding region runs from base 186 to 1187 and encodes 333 amino acids.